Solea senegalensis (Senegalese sole) is the source of this 528-nucleotide messenger RNA. RefSeq names its product SLC35A4 upstream open reading frame protein-like. NCBI's taxonomy places the organism in Eukaryota, Metazoa, Chordata, Actinopteri, Pleuronectiformes, Soleidae. The transcript is spliced from 3 exons. The coding region runs from base 64 to 357 and encodes 97 amino acids. The record is from RefSeq and is a predicted model, not a curated record.
UUUUGGUAACAAAGUAGAGGAAAAACAAGAAGAAGAAAGUGGCUCAAUAACAUUACGGAAGCAAUGGCUAAUGGCAAGGAUCCUCUGAGUCAGCUGAAGGAUCAACUGGAGGACAUUCAGAGACGAGUGGAGGAUGAGAUACAUAGUGGGGUUCCUCCAGGAGGCAGUCUCCUUGCCUCUCCUUUCCUGAAGGGUUUUCUGGCCGGGUACGUUGUUGCUAAGCUACGCUCCUCAGCUUUGCUGGGUGUUGCCGUAGGAACAUGUACAGGGAUCUAUGCAGCACAGAAUUAUGCUGUUCCUAACAUUGAAACCACCAUCAGAGACUACAUAAGUAACCUGAAAGCAGGACGCAAAUGAGAAGAGAGGAAGAAUGAAAAAGGGGGGGAGAAAGAGAGACAGCUACAAGAAGAGGGUGUUAUUGCAGCCACAUAUGGGAACAGACAUGCAUUUCAAAACAUGUCAGGAAGAAAUAAAUGCAUCUUCCACACUAUGAUUAAAUCGUGUCACACAAACUUAUAGAAAGGUCAA